This is a messenger RNA of Contarinia nasturtii (swede midge), 418 nucleotides long. RefSeq names its product keratin, type II cytoskeletal 2 epidermal-like. The record is from RefSeq and is a predicted model, not a curated record. Bases 61 to 348 code for a protein of 95 amino acids. NCBI's taxonomy places the organism in Eukaryota, Metazoa, Arthropoda, Insecta, Diptera, Cecidomyiidae. The transcript has 2 exons.
GGCCGUUUAGUUGAAAACAUCGUUCUUUGUUUUUUAACAGAAUUUUAUACUUCAAUCAAAAUGAUCAAGAUUUUUAUGUUGUGUGUUGCAAUGGCAAUCGUGAGCCAACAAUUUGUUGACGCUACUCGACCCGACAACCAAGGUGGGUUCGGCGGACACAGUAGAUCAGGCCAUUCUGUUCCCGGUAGUUUCGGUGGUGAAAGUUUUGCAGGUGGCCAGGGAUUCAGUGGUGGAUUUGGAGGCCCUGGUUUCAGUGGUCCAGGUUUUGGCCGAGAAUUCGGUGGUGGAUUUGGAGUUCCGGGCGGUGGUUUCGGUGGUUUAGGAGUCGGAAACGGAAAUCGUCAUUAAUCAAACUAAAAAUAAUAAUUAUACAGUAGCUGACGUACAAAAAUAAAACAAAAACAUUCACAAUAUUUUA